UCUCGCGGGGGACAGUCGUCCGCCUAGCGCUCGCACACAAUUGGGUCACGAGGUCCCCACGUAUCGGCUAGACAAUAUUCUGUGCUAUGAAUGACCAGUGAGAGUGAUUUUGUAUAGUGUACGUCCAGUGUUUUCUGUGAACGCGAUGCGUGCGUGAGCGCAGCGCAUGACGUGCUACGAAACGUUGAGAGCUUCGGCACCCGCCGCGGCCGCCCCCAUGGCACACCACUUCGUCAAGUGGUGGCGCAACAAGUUCAGGAGUGGAUACAAGAAGUUCAGCAUCGGCGACAGCGAGCGGACGGAUACUGAAGAGUUGGUAGGCCGAGCCGCCUCACAAUGCUCUGCUCCUCCGGACCUCCUACCGAGCGAGGCGAGAGUCCUCCUGCAACCCACGCCGGAGACCUACAGACAACCCUCCCCGCAACCAGAACCAACUGAGGACAAACAUUCGAGACUGAGAUUUGAGGAGCUGACGUGUGAUGUGGAACUUCAACAUCCGGAGUCCUCGAAGCAGAAACCGUUGCAGUUCUCCUUCACGCUGUACGAUUUAGACGGGAGAGGGAGGAUGACUAAAGAUGACAUAGCCGGAAUCGUCUCCACGAUAUACGAGUCGAUAGGAAAAUCUGUGACAGUACCCCACUACGGCUCCAAGACGAUUCAAGUCAGGCUGACGGUGGUACCGGAGGAGAACGGUAAACGAGAUCAGAGGGAGAGAAGAGAUGAAAGGCAUAGGAGGAAAAGAGAGAGACAACCAGUGAAUACGCCAGCGCAUUGCGCGGAAAAUUUGAGUGAUCACGAGCAGCAGGAAAGGUUGUCUCAUGAUGAUGUCUCAUCCAAAUCCUCGAGUUCGGGCGACCAGAAGCCAAUAUUGAGGCAACAGCCCGUCACAAGGCAUAGACCCCACCGCCAAAGGAGGAAAGACCACCGGGAGCGAAGACACGAGAAGAAGCGCUCCGGAAGUCUACAGAGACGGGAGCUACUAGAGAUCAUCCAGGCGAACAUGGAGAAAAACCGACUGAGCUUUCAAACUUCAAGAAAGCCCUGCGAACCAGUCGCCGACGAUGAAAUGAGACACAAAUAUCACAAGCUGCGCAACAGAUCGUACACAGUCAGUGAUAAGCCCAAUACUGCAUUCCAGAAGUUCAAGCCGGAGAUGAGCAACGGAUACUUAGAUUUAGCAAACGGUGGGGAUUCCAACCUGUGUAGAUACGACAGACAUUUACAUGCUGUCAUAUGCUCGUCUACUCGCCACGCUCACACGGGCUACCAUCACAAGCAGUCGACUCCUCCGAGACCGACCAGAGUGCCCCAAACUCCAGGCCGUCCGCGGCCAGACAUGCCCUUUCACCAACCGAAGCAACCCCGUGUGCUUCAAAUCAUAUUCUUAUAGAACUCGGAUAAAGGACAUUGUGAAAACUUUGUCCUUGUAUCGACAUAGUUUGUACAAAUAGCUCAUAGAAUGAUGUACAAAACGUGAUAAUACUUGUUAGGUUUACUUUUUAAUAUCGAAGAAUUAUUUAUUCUUAUUUAGGUACCGUAUCGAAAAUAAAAAUAAUUUCGAAUAUCAGUUGGCUAUCAGCUUUGUUUUGUAGAUCAAUGGUACCGAAUCACAUGAUUUAAUAUUUUAUCUCAUGCAGAUAAACUAUUUUCCUCGCUAAUGUGGCGUUACCAUUCUUUAACCUUUCACUUGGGAUCAACAAAUAUUUAAACAAAUUAUGAAAACACUUUCUGUUUUGUAAUUAUUUGUAUAGGUACCUAAAUAAUACUUAGUAGAUUAGGAUUCAGGAAUUGUGCAGGAUUUUGAAUGUAAUUGAAUGAAUUGAGUGGGUGAAUUUGUAAAUAUUACCUAGGUACUUUACUGAUGUAUUUUGAUAUUUUUAAUUUAAAGAUUUGGUAAGAGAGACAUUGCCUAGACUAUGCUAUAGGUAUUGUUCGUCAUAUUUUCUUUUAAAAGCCAUCAUCAAAAGUCUGUUUGAUAAAUUGGUAGCGUUAUUAAGACAAAUGAAAUGGAGCACGCAAUCCAGCGAUAGUACUUUACGUUGACAUACUAAUUUGACUCAAUAUAAUUAUUAUUUGAAUAAAAUUAUUUAGAAAAAGCUACAGAAG
Molecule: messenger RNA, 2106 nt
Organism: Aricia agestis (brown argus)
Lineage: Eukaryota; Metazoa; Arthropoda; Insecta; Lepidoptera; Lycaenidae
Gene: nkd
Product: protein naked cuticle homolog
Exons: 5
Coding region: 167-1390 (407 amino acids)
Biological process (GO): negative regulation of Wnt signaling pathway
Cellular component (GO): cytoplasm
Molecular function (GO): calcium ion binding
Source: RefSeq, a predicted model, not a curated record